GGAACUGCCAGCCGCUGGCUGCAGGCUCCGCGGCCACAGAACCUGAGUCCUGCUGCGGAGCUCCUGGUGGCCGGACUCAGAGGCGCUGCGGCAAGGUCGCAUGUCCCUGCCAGUCCUCACUAUGAACACCAUCGUCUUCAACAAGCUCGGGGGAGCCGUGCUUUUUGAAGACCGAGGCACCCCAGAUCGGGAACGUGGAAGCCGGCCGUACGGUGGCGUCCUGGACAAUCCACACACAGGCCCAGAGGUGGGCAUUCCGGAUGGCCCGCCCCUCAAAGACAACCUCAGCCUGAGACACCGGAGGACAGGGGCCCGGCAGAAUGGAGGGAAGGUGAGGCACAAGCGACAGGCCUUGCAAGACAUGGCACGGCCGCUUAAGCAGUGGCUUUACAAGCACCGUGACAACCCGUACCCUACGAAGACUGAGAAGAUACUCUUGGCCCUAGGCUCGCAGAUGACGCUAGUGCAGGUGUCAAAUUGGUUCGCUAAUGCCAGACGUCGGCUGAAGAACACUGUCCGGCAGCCAGAUUUAAGUUGGGCCUUAAGAAUAAAGUUAUACAACAAGUAUGUUCAGGGCAACGCAGAACGGCUCAGUGUGAGCAGUGAUGAUGACUCUUGCUCUGAAGAUGGAGAAAAUCCCCCAAGAAAUCACAUGAACGAAGAGGGCUACAGCACCCCUGCCCACCACACUGUCAUUAAAGGGGAGAGCACAGCAAUAAAAGCUGGCGGGAGACCAGAGUCAAGGGCAGCUGAGGACUACGUGUCACCGCCCAAGUAUAAGAGCAGCUUGUUGAACCGUUACCUUAACGACUCUUUGAGACAUGUCAUGGCCACCAGCACUGCCAUGAUGGGGAAAACAAGGCGAAGGAACCAUUCCGGGUCUUUUAGCUCCAACGAAUUUGAAGAAGAGCUGGUGUCUCCAUCAUCAUCAGAAACUGAAGGGACCUUUGUCUAUCGCACAGACACCCCAGACAUUGGAUCUACUAAGGGUGACAGUGCUGCUAACAGAAGGGGGGCAAGCAAGGAUGACACAUACUGGAAAGAGAUCAACGCAGCCAUGGCCUUAACAAAUCUCGCCCAGGGAAAAGAUGACGUGCAGGGGACGACCACCAGUUGCAUCAUCCAGAAGUCUUCCCACAUAGCAGAAGUAAAGACAGUCAAGUUGCCAAUGGUGCAGCGCUUCUAG
This is a messenger RNA of Grammomys surdaster, 1186 nucleotides long. RefSeq names its product mohawk homeobox (gene Mkx). Bases 101 to 1186 code for a protein of 361 amino acids. NCBI's taxonomy places the organism in Eukaryota, Metazoa, Chordata, Mammalia, Rodentia, Muridae. Gene Ontology annotation, biological process: regulation of transcription by RNA polymerase II; muscle organ development; cell development. Gene Ontology annotation, molecular function: RNA polymerase II cis-regulatory region sequence-specific DNA binding; DNA-binding transcription factor activity, RNA polymerase II-specific. Gene Ontology annotation, cellular component: nucleus. The record is from RefSeq and is a predicted model, not a curated record. The transcript is spliced from 7 exons.